Talaromyces proteolyticus is the source of this 1941-nucleotide messenger RNA. RefSeq names its product putative regulatory factor Sgt1. Lineage: Eukaryota; Fungi; Ascomycota; Eurotiomycetes; Eurotiales; Trichocomaceae. The transcript is spliced from 3 exons. The coding region runs from base 54 to 1856 and encodes 600 amino acids. Gene Ontology annotation, cellular component: nucleus. The record is from RefSeq and is a predicted model, not a curated record.
AUCACUCACUGCUGGAGAGAAACGGUGGCGAAGCUCCUCAUCAAGCUACCAAAAUGGCUCCAAUGUCCGAGGAAGAUCUGGCGUGGUUCAAGUCGACCUUCCGGCCAAUUCCUCGACCCCAGCUCCCGGACGAUGCCAUUGAAUACUCGUUAUACUUGAUUUCAUCGAGCCCCACCCCCGCGUCCGCAGAUGCAGCGGCCCUCUUGCGCACUCGCCUUCAGGAAGUCCAGAGAAGCGCUUCGGAGAUUGGGAAAAAUUUGCUGAAAGAUUACAUUUGGCAACGCGAAGGAUUUGGCCUUCAGAUUACCAAGCAAAAUGAUAGGACUUUUCUUCAAGGACGGACGAGCUUCGGUGACUCGAUUGAAGACGAAUGGGUUGUAGUCUAUAUAUUGCGAGAAUUAACGAGGAAACACAAAGACUUGUGGGUUCGAGUGGUUGACAGCGAUGGUGAAUUUCUGCUCAUUGAAGCAGCCGCAAGUCUGCCAGCGUGGUUAGAACCCGCAGUAGCGGAUAACAGGGUUUGGAUAAACUGUGGCCGCUUAAUCAUCAUCAACCCCAAAAACGAGAAGAAGAAAGUGAUAGAAAAGAUUUCACUGGAGGAAUCAUUGAAGAUUAUUCUCGAGGAUCCUGAUCGGCUCAUGCACUCGACUCGUAUAGAAGAGGAAGCAUUUUAUCGCCUACGAAAAUAUCCCAAACAGAUAGAGGAGAAUUUACAUCGAGCACUUGUGACGGUUCCACGGAAGGUUGCAUACCUUUUACACCAGAAGCCUGCCUACAUCUCACCUGUGGUGGAAGCUUUCUAUAUUCGCGACCCUAUUGCUUUGCGGUCUUUAAAAACAAAAGGGCCUGACAGUCUAUUAUUCCCACCUAAUGAUCUUGUCACUGUCAGUGUUCAAUUUACUAGGGUGGGAUAUGCUCAACUAAAGAGCCAAGAUUUUCCUGCUCCUGCAACAUGGAAGCAUAAGAUUCCUUCUAGUCACGAUAGUGAGACAUAUUUCCAAGCAGAAACCGGGAUGAAAAUAUCGUGUGGGUUUGAAAUGCUCUUGAGUGAUCCGCAAAAUCAAGACAAACCUAUAGUACGAGAAAUAAAACUCUUGCUAGAGGAUAUCGACACUGGUGACGAAACCCUCCCUACAGACGAAGAAAUUAAAAAAGAAUGGAGUCAUCAACAGGAUGACGAACAGUGGAUGGAUAUCAGCUAUGAAGAUCUUGACAGUGAAUUGAAAGGGAGGGCCGGCGGAGGCUCGAAACCAGGGGCAUUUGGCGACCGAAGUGCUCAGGAGAAUCUUCAACGCAUUGUCGCCCGAUUUGAAGAAUUCCUCAACGAUGACUCAGCUAAUUUUGAAGGAGUAGAUCUUUUGGGCUCGGAUACAGAUGAUGAUGAUGAUGGAGAAGAUGACGAUCUUAGCAGCGAUGAUGAGGACCAAGACUUGCCCUUUAACGAGGAGGAAUUUUCAAAUAUGAUGAAAGAAAUGAUGGCUAUGCCUUCGGGCAGCGGCCCUCAAGCACGGCCUCGGCCAGCACGUACCAGUGGCAAGGUUGAAGAGAUAGAAUCUUCAGAUGAUGAGCACAGCAAAAUUGAAGAAAUAUCGCGACAGAUGGAGGCAGAGCUCAGACCAACAGGAAUUCUAGACAUUGACCCCCGAGGGGCAGCUAAACAACCCAAGUCCGUGAAAGGAAAAGGAAAGCAACAGCAGCAGGAAAUCGGUGACGAUUUGGACGAUGACCGCUCUAUCAAUGUUAAUCUUGCUAAUAACCUCUUGGAGAGCUUGCAAAGCCAGGGCGGCAUGCCAGGUCCAGGUAGCAAUCUGCUUGGGAUGAUGGGUAUGAAAAUGCCUCGGGAUGAUCGAAAAUGAUUUAAUGCUGCACUGCACACCUACAUGGGUUCAAACCCCCUAUGCCAUAUAACUUCCGACUGAUCGGUGGUCUGUUUUGGCGGAG